This is a messenger RNA of Thamnophis elegans (Western terrestrial garter snake), 1404 nucleotides long. RefSeq names its product cytochrome P450 2J5-like. Bases 1 to 1404 code for a protein of 467 amino acids. Gene Ontology annotation, molecular function: heme binding; oxidoreductase activity, acting on paired donors, with incorporation or reduction of molecular oxygen, reduced flavin or flavoprotein as one donor, and incorporation of one atom of oxygen; iron ion binding. The record is from RefSeq and is a predicted model, not a curated record. Gene Ontology annotation, biological process: xenobiotic metabolic process; arachidonate metabolic process. NCBI's taxonomy places the organism in Eukaryota, Metazoa, Chordata, Lepidosauria, Squamata, Natricidae. Gene Ontology annotation, cellular component: intracellular membrane-bounded organelle; cytoplasm. The transcript has 9 exons.
AUGAAGUUGGAAAAAGAUUUUGGCACGAAGACUUUGGAGGAGGAAGUUGGCUGGAAUCCUGAAAGGGGAGGGAAGAUGGCAGAGAGUCAGCUGGCAAAGCAAUAUGGGAACAUUUAUUCUCUGUGGGGAGGAAAUUAUUCUAUUAUAGUCUUCUCUGGAUACCAAACUGUGAAAGAAGCAUUAACUAAACAUGCAGAAGCCUUUGUUGAUCGUCCGGUUACACCAUUCAUAUUGACUAUGCUCAAAAAAAGGGGUAUUGUAUUUUCAAAUGGUCACACUUGGUUGCAGCAAAGGCGGUUGAGUGUUCUUACUAUGAGGAAGUUAGGCCUGGGGAAAACAGGCCUGGAAUCUCAAAUACAAACCGAGGUUGAGAGAUUUUUGGAGGAUCUUAGAAGUAAAAAAGGACAGCCAUUUGACCCAUCAAAGUACCUUAUACACUUUGUUGGCAAUGUGAUCUCUGCUUUAGUUUUUGGACAUGGUUUUUCCACUGAAGAUAACGAGUUUCUGGAAUUGCUUGAAUCCAUGGACGUUAUUUCAAAUUUUUUAAUGACUUCCUCCCAUAUCAUUUAUGAAAUAUUUCCAUUUAUCAUGAAAUAUCUCCCAGGGCCUCAGCAGAAAGUCUUGUCUGCUGUGGAGCGUAUACUUGCUAUUAUAAAGAAGAAGAUCACAUACCACAAGGAAUACCAGAAUCUGCAUGAACCACAGGAUUUCAUUGAUUAUUAUUUGCUUCAAAUGGAGAAAAGCAAGGAUGAUCCAAAUUCUACUUAUGACGAAGACAACUUGGUACAUUGUGCUGGUGACCUCUUUAUUACUGGGACAGACACAACUAGUAGUACUCUGCAAUGGGCAUUGCUACUUAUGGCAACUCAUCUGGAUAUCCAAGACAAGGUUUACAAGGAGAUAGAAAACGUUUUGGAGCCAUCUCACUCCAUCUGUUAUGGAGAUCGGAAGAAUCUGCCUUACACCAAUGCUGUGAUUCAUGAGAUUCUACGAAGGAAAUUCAUCACAUACUUUGGAGCACCAAGAAAAUGUGUGAAGGAUUUUUAUUUCAAUGGGUUUCUCAUUCCCAAGGGAGCUAUGAUUUUACCAGACCUGCGCUCUGUUCUUUUUGAUCCUGAACAAUGGGAGACACCUGAAAAAUUCAACCCCAACCAUUUUCUGGACAAAGAUGGACAUUUUGUCACAAAAGAAGCAUUUAUGCCCUUUGGAGCAGGUGUUCGGAGCUGCUUGGGAGAACUCUUUGCAAGGAUUCAGAUUUUCAUUAUAUUCACCAGCCUACUGAGGGCAUUUAGAUUGCAACCCCCAGAAGGAGUGGAGAAACUCAGUGAAAAACCAGUAAAUAGAGUAAUUAAUCAUCCCUCUCCUUUUAAGAUCUGCGCUGUUCCUCGCUCUGGAACACCAUAG